AUGGAGGAGAAGGGGGGGGGGGGGGGGCUGGUGCUGCAGAUCCCCUCCCCCCACUGCUGCACCCGCAGCAGGGGGAGGUCCCCUCCCCCCACUGCCGCAUCCGCAGCAGGGGGAUGGCAGAUCGCUUCCCCCCCACUGCUGCACCCGCAGCAGGGGGAGGGCACCGGGGCCGCGGUUAGGGGCGGCAGGGCGCGAGGGGCCAUGGCUAAGGGCGACGGGGCCAUGGCUAGGGACGGGGCUGGGCGCUGGGCAGGUACGGGGCCGGGUGCUGGGCUAGGGACGGGGCCGGGUGCUGGGCAGGUACGGGGCCGGGCGUUGGGCAGGUACGGGGCCGGACGCUGGGCAGGUACGGGGCCGGGCGCUGGGCAGGUACGGGGCCGGGCACUGGGCAGGAACGGGGCCGGGCGCUGGGGAGGUACGGGGCCGGGCGCUGGGCAGGUACGGGGCCGGGCGCUGGGCAGGGACGGGGCCGGGCGCUGGGCAGGUAAGGGGCCGGGCGCUGGGCAGGUACGGGGCCGGGCGCUGGGCAGGUACGUGGCCGGGCGCUGGGCAGGUACGGGGCUGGGCGCUGGGCAGGUAAGGGGCCGGGCGCUGGUCAGGUACGGGGCCGGGCGCUGGGCAGGUACGGGGCCGGGCGCUGGGCAGGUACGGGGCCGGGCGCUGGGCAGGUAUGGGGCCGGGCGCUGGGUAGGUUCGGGGCCGGGCGCUGGGCAGGUACGGGGCCGGGCGCUGGGCAGGUACGGGGCCGGGCGCUGGGCAGGUACCGGGCCGGGCGCUGGGCAGGUACGGGGCCGGGCGCUGGGCAGGUACGGGGCCGGGCGCUGGGCAGGUUCGGGGCCAGGCGCUGGGCAGGUACGGGGCCGGGCUCUGGGCAGGUACAGGGCCGGGCUCUGGGCAGGUACGGGGCCGGGCGCUGGGCAGGUACGGGGCCGGUCGCUGGGCAGGUACGGGGCUGGGCGCUGGGCAGGCACGGGGCCGGGCGCUGGGCAGGUACCGGGACGGGCUCUGGGCAGGUAUGGGGCAGGGCGCUGGGCAGGUACAGGGCCGGGCGCUGGGCAGGUACGGGGCCGGGCGCUGGUCAGGUACGGGGCCGGGCGCUGGGCAGGUACGGGGCCGGGCGCUGGGCAGGUACGGGGCCGGGCGCUGGGCAGGUACGGGGCCGGGCGCUGGGUAGGUUCGGGGCCGGGCGCUGGGCAGGUACGGGGCCGGGCGCUGGGCAGGUACGGGGCCGGGCGCUGGGCAGGUACCGUGCCGGGCGCUGGGCAGGUACGGGGCCGGGCGCUGGGCAGGUACGGGGCCGGGCGCUGGGCAGGUUCGGGGCCAGGCGCUGGGCAGGUACGGGGCCGGGCUCUGGGCAGGUACAGGGCCGGGCGCUGGGCAGGUACGGGGCCGGGCGCUGGGCAGGUACGGGGCCGGUCGCUGGGCAGGUACGGGGCUGGGCGCUGGGCAGGCACGGGGCCGGGCGCUGGGCAGGUACCGGGCCGGGCUCUGGGCAGGUAUGGGGCAGGGCGCUGGGCAGGUACAGGGCCGGGCGCUGGGCAGGUACGGGGCCGACCGCUGGGCAGGUACAGGGCCGGGCGCUGGGCAGGUACAGGGCCGGGCGUUGGGCAGGUUAGGGGCCGGGCGCUGGGCAGGUACGGGGCCGGGCGCUGGGCAGGAACGGGGCCGGGCACGGGCUAG
Molecule: messenger RNA, 1680 nt
Organism: Closterium sp. Naga37s-1
Lineage: Eukaryota; Viridiplantae; Streptophyta; Zygnematophyceae; Desmidiales; Closteriaceae
Source: the annotation of a GenBank genome assembly